CCCUCUUGAAACUCUCUCCAACAAAAACCCCACGAUAUACCCCGCGUCAUCGCUUUGUAUUGCCGAACUGUACCAGUGCUAGCCGCUACCUCACGGCAGACGUCCCUUUUUCUCCAACAAAUCCCCAACCCUUUCCUCAAAGUCUCAAUCCCCUUCAAUUCGAUUCAUUCAAUCCAAUUGCUCCUCAUAACCCCCCACGUCACCGAGAUUUCCAUCCAGGGACACGCAAUAACCACUGCGAAUCAAAGCUCCUCAGCUGCUAUAGCCAAGCUCUCUUCCCCCAAUUACAUCAUCGCCAUACAAAACCGUCACCAUGUCCGAGUCGGGCGAGAAAGUCAACACCCACAUCAUCACACUCACCCGCUUCCUCACCGAGGAGCAGAUUAAGCACAAGGAAGCCACUGGUGACUUUACAUUGCUUUGCCAUGCUCUCCAAUUCUCCUUCAAGUCCAUCGCCUACUACAUCCGCCGCGCCACCCUAGUCAACCUGACGGGUCUGGCCGGCUCCUCCAACACCACCGGCGACGAGCAGAAGAAGCUCGACGUCAUCUCCAACGACCUCUUCAUCGAGGCCAUGCGCUCCUGCGGCAAGGUCGCCCUGCUGGUGUCCGAAGAGGAGGAGACCGAGAUCUACUUCCCCAAUGCCGUUGGCGCCCGCUACAUCGUCUCCUGCGACCCCAUUGACGGCUCCUCCAACCUCGACGCCGGAGUCUCCGUCGGCACCAUCUUCGCCAUCCACAAGAUCCCCGACGGCAUUGACAUCGCCCGGAAAGAAGACAUCCUCAAACCCGGCACGGAGCUCGUCGCCGCCGGCUUCACAAUGUACGGCGCCUCCGCUCAGCUCGUCAUGACCAUGAAGGGAAGCACCGUCAACGGCUUCACGCUGGACAAUGGCGUCGGCGAGUUCAUCCUGUCCCACCCCAACAUGCGCAUUCCCAAGUCGCGUGCCAUCUACUCCGUCAACGAGGGUAACUCCCUGUACUGGGAGGACAAGACCAUCAACUACUUCAACUCCCUCAAGCAGGCCCAGGCCAACGGCAAGCCCUACAGCGCUCGUUACAUCGGUAGCAUGGUUGCCGAUGCCUACCGUACGCUUCUGUACGGAGGCAUCUUCGCCUACCCGGCGGACAAGAAGAGCCCCAAGGGCAAGCUUCGUAUCCUUUAUGAGUGUGCGCCCAUGGCCAUGGUUUUUGAGAAUGCUGGCGGCCAAGCUGUUGACAGCACAAUGAACAGAAUGUUGGAGGUUGUACCAGAGCACAUCCACGACAGGUCAGGUAUCUUCAUGGGCAGUUAUGAUGAGAUUGAAAAGGUCAAGUCCUUUUACAAAUAAAUAACACAAUCAAAGGUAGCGGGUGAAAAUGAGAAUAGAGUGUGAAAGCAUGACAUGAGGAAUUUGCAUCAUGGUCCAUUGAUUUGCACCAAGCAUGACGUAUAUGUCUCCAUCUCUUCUAGACGGGACCAAAUCAUAUAAACUUAUAUAAUUGUACAAAUCUCAAAUUAUAACC
Trichoderma virens Gv29-8 is the source of this 1505-nucleotide messenger RNA. RefSeq lists its product as uncharacterized. The transcript is spliced from 3 exons. The record is from RefSeq and is a predicted model, not a curated record. Gene Ontology annotation, cellular component: cytosol; cytoplasm. Gene Ontology annotation, biological process: fructose 1,6-bisphosphate metabolic process; gluconeogenesis; sucrose biosynthetic process. Bases 314 to 1330 code for a protein of 338 amino acids. NCBI's taxonomy places the organism in Eukaryota, Fungi, Ascomycota, Sordariomycetes, Hypocreales, Hypocreaceae. Gene Ontology annotation, molecular function: fructose 1,6-bisphosphate 1-phosphatase activity.